CACACACAAACACACACACAUUGGACAGAGGCAAAGAACUCUGUGAGUCCAUUGAGGAUAUGUGAACGGGUCCACUGACAUUGAGAAAGGGUGGAGAUUCUGUACCACCGCAGCAGUGACAGUCCCUGUGAUGGCCUCCUGUAGCCCCGCCCACAAAGGCUGGUUUGGUGAGAGGGGGGUUCACCAGGGGGUUGGGCUGGAUGUCCUCUUUAGCGGCAGGGACUUUGACACACCUGAACAUCUGUACUCCCCAAAUGAAACUCAACAAUGUCAGCAGGCCAAGUCCCAUUACGCCUCUCCCCGGACACCCCCGAGACCCCUGAAUAUUUGGGGCACAUACAGCCCCCCUCCACAGAGACCCGGCCCCAGGCCUGCCCCCCUCAACCAGUGCCAUGGCUACCAUGCGCACACCCUGCCCCUGCCACGUCGAGCCCUGGCUGUCUUCAAACCCUGGUGGGUAAAACAGAGGGGGAACCACAGGGAGGGAGGGACACACUGUGCCUACAGCAGCCCUCAGGGAUACAAGACUCAUACAUUGGAGAAACCUUGCAUGCUUAGAGCCACUAUCACAUCCAGCUCUUCAGACUCCAAUCACCCUGUCCAGGACCAGAGCCAGGAUUUCCAGGAGCAGUCCAAACUAAGCCAGCAGCACUUCAACAAGCAGCAGCAAAUGCCAAGCCUCAGUCCCGAGACUGCCCACCAGCCAAUCUUCAGUAAUAAGACUGCCUACCAGCCAAGCCACAGUCCCAAGACUGCCUACCAGCCAAGCCACAGUCCCAAGACUGCCUACCAGCCAAGCCACAGUCCAAAGACUGCCUACCAACCAAGCCACAGUCCCAAGACUGCCCACCAGCCAAGCUUCAGUCCUAAGACGGUCCACCAGCCGAGCUUCAGUCCUAAGACUGUCUACCAGCCAAGCCACAGUCCCAAGACUACCCACCAGCCAAGCUUCAGUCCUAACACUGUCUACCAGCCAAGCCACAGUCCCAAGACUGCCCACCAGCCAAGCUUCAGUCCUAAGACUGUCCACCAGCCGAGCUUCAGUCCCAAGACUGUCCACCAGCCAAGCUUCAGUCCUAACACUGUCUACCAGUCAAGCCACAGUCCCAAGACUGCCCACCAGCCAAGCUUCAGUCCUAACACUGUCUACCAGUCAAGCCACAGUCCCAAGACUGCCCACCAGCCAAGCUUCAGUCCUAAGACUGUCUAUAGGAGUCUCACAACUUGGGAGCACAAGGUUAACACCAUUACAGACAACAACACCACUGAGAUCAACAACAGCACUCACUGUAACAAUAUCAAGAGACAGGUGGACAUGACGUCCCAAAAUGUGUUUGGUCAGCCGCGUGUUAUGGCCGCGCUGCGGAGCCCUCACUCUCCACGACAGACCCACACAGACAGGAACAUAGAGGAAGCCCUGAGGAGACUCAUCGUACUAGACAACACCUCAGAGGACUCCAGGACAGACGCAUCCUGCCGUCAAAGCCUCUCUACAGAAAUCAGUCUAGACAAGUGUCCCUCAGACUUCAGUCAGCCUUGUUCUCCAGUGUCUGACUGCCCAGAGCUGGAGGGACUGGGGGACCUGUCUGCUUCGGAGCAAUCCCUGACCGAGGGCUGGAACCCUGGGCACAGCCCACCACCAGAGCCUGGCUGGAGCCUGGACUGGAGCAACCCGGUCAAUGCUUCCAAUGCCUAUGAAGGACAGAGGGCGGUGGAGCCGGUUUCCCCCAGCAAGCCACAGAGGCAUGGAUCAGACAGUGGACCAGCCAGUCACUACCUUCAGGGCUACAGUGUCCAGCCCAUAUUAACAAUCCCAGAGUGUAGUGAUCUGGCAGAUAGGCUUCACCACCUGGAGGAGCUACUGAGACGGUUGGAGGGAAACCUGGAUAAGGAGAGACAAGACAAGGUAGCCUUGAUGGAGGAAGUGACAAUUCUGAGGGAGACCAACCAGCGCCUGUGGGAGGAGUCUCUUUCAUCCAAUGAACAGCUCCGUAAACUCAGUGUAUUGUUCAAUGUGGCCCCAGGAAUGAUGCCUAGAGAGAGGGAGAAUGACCAACAAUACUGAAAAAAAGGAACUGAAUGGACUCCAUCUUAGACUGGGUAACAUGUAUAUGUUUUAGGACGUGAUGGUCUAGAAUGAAGACAUCACUGGAAAAUUAGAAAUACAACACAAAGGUGUCAGGUGACUAUGGGGUGAAUUGGCUGAACACACAAGUAGUAAUAGCAUUACCAAACUGAGGGCAAGGAUGUACAAAGAGAUAACAUAAGUCUGCAUAUAGAACAGGGUAAAACCCUGAUCCUGCAGGAACACAGCCACUUCACAUUUUUUUUCUUCAAUUUAACCAAUCUGGAAUAUCCACUGUUGAAUAUCUGAACUAUUAAUUUAGCUCAGUUAGUCUGAUGCCAGUUAGAAAAAAUUAAUACAGUACCUGCGGCACUCCAGGAACUUGGUUGAUUAUCCCUGAUAAAUUAUUUACUAAUUUCCAACAAUAGACACUUAACUUCUCAUAACAAACACAAGACAAAGUAGGAGCAGGCCACCCUGUCAUCACGAAGUGGAGAUGACAGGGAGGAAGGAGCAUUCAACUCAUACACGGAAAGGUGAAAUGGGUAAAGGAAAGAUGAGAGCAUAAACAGUUAUGGGAGCAAGGGGUGUGGCUUGGGGUAAUUGGCAGACUCUAGUGCAGGGCUGCCCAACCAUGUUGCUGGAGAUCUACUGUCCUGUAUGUUCUCUCUUAAACCCCAUUUGUGACUAACCCGGAUAAGCUUUUCAUCCAGCUAAUUAUUAGAAUCAGGUGUGCUAAAUUAGAGUUGGAGAGAAAAGCUACAGGACAGUAGGGUUGGGCAGCACUGCUCUAGUGACAUUCUAUAGUACAGCGAGUGAAAUACAGUUAGGUCCGGAAAUGUUUGGACACUGACACAAUUUUCAUAAUUUUGACUCUUUAAGCCAACACAAUGGAUUUGAAAUGAAACAACUGAGAUGCAAUUGAUUUGCAGACUUUUAGCCUUGCUUCAAGGGGUUAAAAAAAAUAUAUCUUAAAACGUUUAGGAAUUGUAACCAUUUUCAUACACAGUCCCCUUAUUUUAGGGGCUCAAAUGUAAUUGGACAAAUGAACACAAUCAUAAAUAAAAUGUUCGUUUUUAAUACUUUGUCGAGAAUCCUUUGCAGGUAAUGACUGCUUUAAGUCUGGAAUGAAUGGACAUCACCAAACGCUGGGUUUCCUCCUUUGUGAUGCUUUGGCAGGCCUUUACUGCAACGGUCUUCAGUUGUGGUUUGUGGAUCUGUCUGCCUUAAGUUUUAUCUUCAGCAAGUGAAAUGCCUGCUCGAUCGGGUUGAGAUCAAGUGAGUCACUAGGCCAUUGCAGAAUAUUCCACUUCUUUG
Molecule: messenger RNA, 3382 nt
Organism: Esox lucius (northern pike)
Lineage: Eukaryota; Metazoa; Chordata; Actinopteri; Esociformes; Esocidae
Product: signal-induced proliferation-associated 1-like protein 3
Exons: 8
Coding region: 131-2065 (644 amino acids)
Source: RefSeq, a predicted model, not a curated record